This is a messenger RNA of Oikopleura dioica, 303 nucleotides long. The record is from the annotation of a GenBank genome assembly. NCBI's taxonomy places the organism in Eukaryota, Metazoa, Chordata, Appendicularia, Copelata, Oikopleuridae.
AUGUCCGAAGCGGAACAAACCUCAAGUGAAAUCGAGGAAAUUGAAAUUCCAGAGCCCGAUGAAAGUAGACGUCCUCCCCCAUUGAAUUUCAGCGAAAGCGAUGAAUCGAGCUUGUUUAACAAAACGGAAGAUACGACGCAUGUUAGUGAUCAGAGCACGUUUGAAAUCGAUAAAGAGAAUAAAGUUGGUUCUGGACCGUCAAGAGCAGCAAGAUUAGCGGAGAUUGCCGAAGAAGCUGAUUAUCAUAUCGAGAAAACUGCUUGGAAAUACCGCUCAAUCAAAGAAAUCCUCAACGAUCCCUAA